GUUUCGGCCCAGCUCUCGCAGCCCUCCCCCUCCCCUCCCCUGCGCGUGGCACUUCUCGGCGGGGGCGGCGACCUCGGCAAUGCUGGCGCUCCUGCAUCUGCUACGCUGGCGGGCUGGACAUCUAGGGCCGAGGCGUCUCGCGCGGGCGCCGAACUCAAGGAGCUGGUCGAGAAGGAGCUGCCCGGUGCUGCAGGUCGCGCGGGUGCUUGGCGCGCGCUGCGCUGCCGUCGCGACGCGCGCGCGUUGCUGGAGGCACAGCCGCCGCGUGGCUUGACUGGCGUGCCAGCGGAGUUGGAGGCUUUCCGCGAGUUCGACGCAGCCGUGAGGUCCGCGUGCCGGAGAGUCGAGGCACGCAUGGCCCGCGCGGCGCAGGGCAUCCCCAUCAAUUCUAUUUGCGGGGCGUGGGAGGGGGGGCUGCCAGCUGUCGAGCUCUCUUCUCCUUCAGUUGAGGCGCGCGCUGUUGCACUGGUACUAUCGGCCUUCAACGUCCAGGGCGGCCUAGGUACAUUUCGUGGUGAGGGCGCGCAUGAGGGACGGGCCCGCGCCUUAGUUGCGGAGCUUCACCGCAGCGGCACGGUCAUCGCGGUAGUGUCGGAGCCACGAUUGGCUCCUGGUGGGCUGUGGCCAAGCUGGGCGGGGUACGCCUACCAUGGUGAACGGGGCGCGCUACCGGACACGGUCGCGCUCAUUGUGUUGAACGAAGCUGCACGGGCGGUGGGGGUCUUGGAGGACGUUGGGGAUGCGCGGUCUAUCUGGGCGGCCGUCCCGCUCCAGGGCGAUGGCCGUGGUGGUUUAUUGUUGCUGGGCGUGUAUGGCCCCCCGCCAGGGCACGGCGCCGGGGUCCGCCGGGCGUUCCGGUUGGCUCGGUUGCAGGAGUGGCGGCUCCUACAGCACCGCCCGCGUUUCCGCGGUUGGGCCCUCGUCUUGGCUGGCGACUUCAAUCCGCAUUUCUCCGCUCUCGGGGGCAUAAGUGCGUGCCUCGAGGAACGGCUCGAUCGCGAAGUGUGGGGCUGGUUGCAGGACGGGAACGCCUUUGGUGUUGUUGUCCGCAACCCCGUCGGGGUAGCGACGCGCAGUUCUGGGUCUGUGAUCGACGUCGUUGCGGCCUCCGCUGGUUUGGCGGCCGUUGCGGCGGUGGUGCCAGCAGUCGAGGCCGGUGUGACCAGCGACCACUGCAGGCUCGACCUCUCCGUGGGUGUUACUGUUGGCUGCGUUGGGACGCAAACUCUGUUGCUGGCAAGGUGGGCGCGCGACGCUGACUGGGGCGAGGCCCUGCUACUGCUGGCCGUAUCGCUCCGCUUUCUCACUGGUUGGGCGGGCGCGGCCAUGCCGCCGCGGGGGGUUGGUGCACCGUCGGUCUCGGCUACGGUCGAGUGCGAGGAGUGGCCGGGGGAACUGCAAGCCGUGGCCGCGCUGGCUGCAGCAGACGCCAAUGCGCCGGCGGCGAAAGCCGCCGCGAAGCAUUUGGACCGUUACCUCGAACUUGCAGCAGUGGCGCCGGGCGACGCGGAGGCGUUCUUGAGCCAGACCCUCAACCCGCGCGCGCCCGUCCAACUGGCUUUUCGUGAUCCUCUGUCCGGCGCUUUGCUCGGCGUAGCCGACGCGCUGGGCAUCGUUGCCGCUGACGUCCUGACGCGUGGCCUGGAGGCGGGGGACGGCGACGCGACAUUCAAUCGCGAGGUGGAGCUGGAGGUCGGCCGCAUUCGUCGCGAAGCCAACUUCGAGUCGGCUGCCUUUGGGGACUCGGGCCCGUUCCACCCGGAGGACAUCGACGCAGUCUUGAGGCAGUUGCAG
Messenger RNA from Prorocentrum cordatum, 1794 nucleotides. NCBI's taxonomy places the organism in Eukaryota, Dinophyceae, Prorocentrales, Prorocentraceae. The record is from the annotation of a GenBank genome assembly.